Peromyscus eremicus (cactus mouse) is the source of this 948-nucleotide messenger RNA. Its product is annotated as vomeronasal type-1 receptor 4-like. NCBI's taxonomy places the organism in Eukaryota, Metazoa, Chordata, Mammalia, Rodentia, Cricetidae. The record is from RefSeq and is a predicted model, not a curated record. The transcript is spliced from 2 exons. Gene Ontology annotation, cellular component: membrane. The coding region runs from base 1 to 948 and encodes 315 amino acids. Gene Ontology annotation, molecular function: pheromone receptor activity. Gene Ontology annotation, biological process: G protein-coupled receptor signaling pathway.
AUGGCACCACCAGAAACUAGUCGUUAUACAACAGCAAAACCUGAACAUCCCAAUCAGGACCUGUCAAUCUUCUUGUCACAGACUGUGGUAGGAGUUCUGGGCAACUCCUAUCUCCUCCACCGUUAUCUGUUGUUUCACUUCAGGGAGUACAGGUUAAGGUCCACAGACUGCAUUCUGAUGCACUUGACUAUAGCCAACAUCUUAAGUCUGUCCUGUAAAGGGGUACCCCAGAUAAUAGCUGUGUUUGGAUGGAAAGACUUCCUCAGUGAUUUUGGAUGCAAAGGGCUUUUCUACCUCCACAGAGUGGGUAAAGGUGUGUCCAUAGGCAGCACUAGCUUCCUGAGUGUCGUCCAGGCCAUCACCAUCAGUCCAAGGGACUCCAGGUGGGCAGAGUUUAAAGGAAGAACACACAAAUACAUUGGGUCUUCUGUGUACCUGAGCUGGAUCCUGUACAUGUUUGCCAGUAGUUUUAAUCUUGUGUAUGUGAGAGCAAAAUAUAGCAAGAACAACACAGCAAACCUAGAAGAUCUGGGAUACUGUGCUGCUGAUAAUCUUGAUAAAACCAGUGACAUAGUGUACAUAACCUUCCUGUCGGUUCCUGAUUUUCUCUUUGUGGGGCUCAUGGUCUGGGCCAGUGCCUACAUGGUUUUCAUCCUGCACAGACACAAGCAGAGGAUGCAAUACAUGCCCAGGUCCAAGGUCUCCUCUAGGUCUUCCCCUGAGUCCAGAGCCACCAAAACUGUCCUUCUCCUGGUGAGCACCUUUGUGUUCUUUUACACACUCUCCUGCAUAUUUAUCAUCUGUUUAGCUUUUUUUCUUAAUCUCAGUUGGCUCCUGGUGAGUGUGUCUGUGUUAGUUGCUGGGUGUUUCCCAACUGUCAGCCCCUUCCUGCUCAUGAGCCAUUUCUCCAGUACAUCCUGUUGUCUGCUUUCUCUGAAAAAGAAAUAA